This is a messenger RNA of Paramuricea clavata, 6602 nucleotides long. The record is from the annotation of a GenBank genome assembly. Lineage: Eukaryota; Metazoa; Cnidaria; Anthozoa; Malacalcyonacea; Plexauridae.
CAAAUUUGGCGCCAAGUGCAAAUGUUUUGUUUUUAUGCCAUUUAUAUAUUUAUAUUUUUAUAAUUUGAAUUAUAUAAGUAAAUAAUUUAGAUAAAUCAGUAAUCAUGAUUGACAAUGAGACAAACAGACCAGAUUACUUAUUGUCGUGUCCUGUCGGUGGGGAGGAUGGUGGAUCUGAUGAUGUCAUCGAGAGGUCGGCAUGUUUGUAUGAAAAUAAAUCUGGAAGGUUUUUGUUAAAGGAAAGAAAUUUUGAUAGACAGUACGCUCAUCUUUAUGCAGUGAGAUUGAUGGAAAUGCGGAAGACGGUCGCUGUUGCUGCCAGACGCAAAUGGGGUGGGUAUGGUAAUAUGGUAUUAACGAGAGGUCGUUUGGACGGAAAGUGCAUUCUGCUGUAGAACCUCACGUUCAUGUAUGUGGCAUUAGUUGAAACCCAACAUCUCAAUCAUGAAAAUGAGGCUCUACGGCAAAUACGAUGUACUUUCAAGAAGGGUAGGGUGGAUUGACGAGUAGAGACUUAUAUAUAGCUUGGUAUGUAUGUUAGGGGUGGUCCAUGGGCAAGGUAUGUUAGGGUGUUAGGGGUUUUCCAGGGACGAAAAAAUAUCUUCCUUUUUCAACAGUUUUAAUACAUAGUAACAUAGAAGCUGUAUGGUUUUUUUUUGGGGAGGGGGAGCUGCAUGCCACCCUCUCAUAUACUUGCUGAAUAACACUGUCAUAUGAAUAACACCAUCUUAUGCCUGUAAAGAAUACCAUCAUAUGCCUGUGAACAACACCAUCAUGAAUAGCACCAUCUAUGCCUAUGAAUAACACCAUCAUAUGCAUGUUAUACACCUGAUGGUAUGAUGUUAUUUUUACAUAAAAUAUAUGCAUCAACUAUGUAGGUAAUUCAAUCAAUAUAAGGAGAACAGUUGACCUGAAAAUUGGAGAAAAAUGUUGCGUGAUUGGAACGCUGUUCAAAAAGAUGGAGUUAAAACCUGUUAUAUUGAAAGAACUGAGUGUUGAGGUAUUGUCUAUGGUUUGUUGCGAGUUUAUCUCAUUCUCAAAUUUUUAUUUUUGGUUGUAAUAUGCCAUCCAAUCCAGGUCAUACAUGGUUUUCAAUACUGUGAUUUGACACUAUGGUUUUUAAUAAUUCUAGAACAACCUGAUGCCCCAGCCUCCCAGGGUAAAAUAUAUCAAUGAAAAUGAUGAAUUAAUUCUUGAAGAUGAAAAUCAGAGAGUGAGGCUUGUUGGAGAAAUACCCAUUGAUAAACUCAUUACAGGUUCAACAUUAAACCUUACUAUAUGUACACUGGCUACAUACUCUGCAUACCUGGUUUGUUCACCUUUGGGAAACAUGGCUAAGAAACAGUGUUUACUGGUUUUCCCACCUUCAGAAAACAUGGCUAAGAAACAAUGUUUCUUCCUGGUUUGCCCACCUUUGGGAAACAUGGCUAGGAAACAAUGUUUCAUGGUUUGCCAACCUUUGGGAAACAUGGCUAGGAAACAAUGUUUCCUGGUUUGACCACCUUUGGGAAACAUGGCUAGGAAACAAUGUUUCCUGGUUUGCCAACCUUUGGGAAACAUGGCUAGGAAACAAUGUUUCCUGGUUUGCCCUGCCACCUUUGGGAAACAUAUAUAGCUAGGAAACAAUGUUUCCUGGUUUGCCCACCUUUGGGGAACAUAUAUGGCUAGGAAACACUGUUUACUGAUUUGUCUGUCCCUACAGUCUUCUAUAACUCGAUGUCCUUUAACUAUUUUGUGAAUAUCCAGGUGUGAUUGCCGCUGUACUGGGCAGUGAAGACGAGGAGGGAAGGUUUCAGGUUGAAGACUAUUGUCUGAGUGGAUUACCUUUUCAAGAAAAACUCAAACUAGAUCAAAUGUUAUUAGAUGGCGAAGAUAGGUGCGUUCAACUCCAGUGAACAAUCUAAGUCAGGGCUUUCAAAAUAAGGCUGGCAGGCGCUGUAGCUCCAGCGGGUGCCACGAGGUUUACCGCAGGUCAUUUUGUUCAGAACUUGAAAUAUCAAUUCUGCUCUCCUUCCUCCAUUCUAAGCUUUCGAACAAAGUUAUUUUUCCUCAACCUCGUCUACUUUAUAGCCUGGUUAUUUUCGAAAACGACGUAAUAUUUCGUAAAACUGAUUUAGUUAUUUGCCAUCUUAAAUCUUCAAGUUAUCUUGUUGAAGAAUGAAAGUAGUGAUACAUUAUAAUUUGGUUCCAGAACUCAGUUGUUCCCCUGGACCGCUCCUCACAGCCACCGAGAGUAAUUCUGAAAGCCCUGGAUCUGUUCCUAGAGGCUAUUCUAGUUGGUUCAUCUUGUGUGUUUUUCCCAAAUGAUCUUCCGGACGGAUGACGCAUUCUUUUCUACGUUUCUUACCUAUAGAUAUGUCGCCCUUGUAAGUGGUCUAAAUUUUGGAGAGGAAAAUCACGAUUGUUUACAACUUCAAAUGUUUAUUGAUUUACUGACUGGACAGCUUGGCAGUAUUCAGGUGAACGCUGAUAACUCUUUUCCGUAAGCCCUUAUGUGAUCACAGUCGGAAUUUUGCAUGGGUAAAUUUUUGUAAAAAGUAAAAGUUUUGAAAGAUUUGUAAGAAAUGUUUGAGGAAACUGACUCAGUGAGCCACAGCGAGUCAGUUCCCUCAGACGUAUCCUACAAAUCCUUCAAAUCUUCGAAUUCACAUAUGCGAAAUUCCUACUGAGUACUGUGAUCACAGAAACUUUGAUAGUGUAAACGAGGCUCGACGCUUGUCUUGAAUGUGCAGUGUUGCAAUUUUAUCAUUUUCUUGUAAAGGAUCAAAAUAAUUACGCCAAAGUAGUUCGAGUUGUGAUUGCUGGGAACUCGCUGAGUUCGUCGACAAGGAACAAACAAAAUGAAGCCAAGGCGAAAUACCUGACUCGCAACGCGCAGGCUCAGAGUGUUGACGCGAUGAAGAACUUGGAUGAAUGUUUAGCGCAGUUGGCAGUAAGUAGGAUCCAGUCAUGUGGUCUAGUGGUAUGAUCUCAUUGACUUUUAUUCAUAUACAGAAGUAUACGGACGUAAAAAUCUCUAAAGGCCAGUUUACACGGGCGAUUUUGCUGCGAUUUUAGUUGCGAUUUUCUUCUUUUGAAGGAUGCGUAGAUUACUUAAUGUUGUUGUUAUGACAUUUAAUAACCUGGAACAUUUAGAACUCAUCCACUCCUUCACAUCCUCCAAAACGAGAAAAUCGCAACUAAAAUCGCAACAAAAUCGCCCGUGUAAACGGGCCUUAAAGAUGUGUUCGCAACAGGCUUGUAGCAAGCUUGUCAACAAAGUUGUAACAAUGCUGUUAUUUUUUCAAGUUGCUACAAGGUUGUCACUCACAUAAACACAUACGAAUGCCUUUUCCGAAACGUGAGAAUGUGCGAUUAUUUCUAGUGCGUAACCAUUUCUAUUUUCAGGCAUGCAUUCCAGUUGAUAUAAUGCCGGGAGAAUUUGAUCCAUGUAACUAUGUAUGGCCACAACAACCUCUUCAUGCCUGUAUGUUUCCUCAAGCAAGCCAAUAUUCAACUUUCAAGAAUGUUACUAACCCUUAUGAUGCUGUUGUCGCAGGAGUAAGGUACUGUAUCAUGUCCUUUGGCAGCCAGGAGCGCAGAGGAAAGAGUCUGGGUACGAGGUUGUUGGUUAGUUAGCUUUCAAGUCCCCCCCGAAAGUAUCAGGCCUGUACUCUUAUGGUCAAAGUAACAUAAUCUAAAACGGUUUCUUUCCCUCAUAGGCUCCUGGGUACAGAUGGUCGGAAUAUCAACGACAUUUACAGAUUCACAGGUCAAAACAGCAGAAUGGAUAUUGUCAAACUGUCUUUAGAAAGCGGUCAUAUCGCUCCUACAGCACCAGAUACCCUUGGUGAGAACCAAAGCUUCAUUCUGGUUAAAUUUGGAAAUGUUGAGAACACUAAUUGCUUGGUAGACAGUCAAGCUAUUUUCAUCUGUUUGGAAACUCUGAAUUAAUAACUUCAUGUUUGAACUUAUUUUCAGGCAGCUAUCCCUAUUAUGAUAAAGAUCCUUUUGUACUAAAAGAAUGUCCUCAUGUCUACUUUGUUGGAAAUCAACCCGAGUUUGCACAAGAUAGUAUUGAAGGUUAGUGUUCUAGCACUUGUGGUCAGCACGCUUGCAAGCUGGGAGAGCCGGGUUCAAUCCUUGUUCGGACCUCUACUCAAGCUCUUAAAAUAAUUGAGGAGAAAGAGCUACCUUUACAUUGACAUCAGGAAAUGGUUAGACUUUCGCGUCUUCUCGGAUAAGGACGUUAAAUCGUAGGUACCUCGGGUAACUGGUCAUUUCGUCCCCUUGCCGUUUCGUCCCCUUGCCGUUUCGUCCCCUUGCCGUUUCGUCCCCUUGCCGUUUCGUCCCCUUGCCGUUUCGUCCCCUUGCCGUUUCGUCCCCUUGUAGUUUCGUCCCCUACACGUUUCGUCCCCAGACUAGAUACUGUUUUAUCUAUAACCUACUUCCUUAAUAUAGUAUAUCUUACUUUUUGAGAUUGUAUCUCAUUGGAUUGUAUGCCUGGAUAAUACACAUUUUUGUAUUUAAAUUCCGAAACUUGACUACUAUAGUGACACUUGACUUUACUUUAUUUUAAUUGCAACUGAAUCUGAGGAAAACUAGACCAAUGGCUGACGUCGUCAGUUCGCCGAGGGAGGACUGGAUUAAAAACUGUGUUUUUGUCAGUUUGUGGUAAUCUUCAACAUAUAGGACAAAAACGAGCGCUAUGAUUCAAAAUGCCGCCAAAAUUAGUCCUACCAAUUUUCGGGUGACGUCCGUGUUGGGGACGAAAGCACUAAGGGCCCACAGUAAUUGGUAACAUAUACUGUUGUGGUGACCCUGCCAUGAAUGCAUGCAUGAUAAUGGCGAAGUUAAAUAAAUAAAUAACUAGAGACGAAACGUGAAGGGGACGAAACGGCAAGGGGACGAAACGACCAUAAAGCGUACCUCGGAUCUCCUAUCAAUUGGACAAUAGCCCGUUGGGAAAUCCGCUCACGAAUGAGUGAGGAAUUCAAUAAAGUGUAACAAGUAAUGUGAAACUCCCCAACUGAAUUUAAAAUAUAAUCCAGACCCAAAGUUGGUACAAAGUUAUUCCAAUAAUUGUAUCAUAUUUCUAGGAAGUGCUGGUCAAAAAGUAGCAAUUAUAAUGGUGCCAAGUUUCACUCAGUCAGGCUGUUGUGUGUUACUGAACUUGAGAACUUUAGAAUGUCAGCCUAUCAUGUUUUCAUCAAGCUUGGAACAUGGUAAUAGCGUGGAGGAGAUGGAAACUUAGAAAUAUCGUUUUUAAGAAAUAAAAAUAAUUAAAAAUCCUUUUUCAAAAGUCAAGAUGUAGAAGUGUGUGAACUAUAACUUAUUAUAACGUAUUAUAAUGUAUUAUCAUUUAUAUUCAAACAAAGCUACCAAUUACUGGUACAUAGAAUACAAAACAUGAACUUUUACUAGUUAUAACGGAUUAAAAUUCGAUGUCCUAACAAAUUUUAAUCAAUUAUAAUUCUAAUUUUUAAUCUAGUCUCUCUGCAAAUUUAAUAUGUUUUGUUUUCUAUGUAUUGGUAGCCCUGUUUGAAUAAAGUUUGUUUGUUUAUCACGUCAACAGACUUGCUAGAUUGUUCUUCUGGUGCAACACCAUUUUCAUUUAAUAUGAAAUUUAAUGAGGGAAUUAACAGAGAGUUAGGUUUACUGUUUCCUCAAAAAACAUCGUCUUGCAAGUCACGUUAUCUUGCAUGCUAAAUUAAGAACUGAAUUCCAUACAUUUUCACAAUAUAAUAAAGUAAUGAAGUUGCAAUAUAAUAAGUGAAUAUUUCUUUCUAUUAUUCAAAUUUAUCUUUAUACUUUAUGGUGGUGGUUAAUUUUUGGCAAAUGGUAAUAAUUUAUAAGUUUAUAAAGUCUUAAAAAGUACAAAAUUAAUAUGUACAUUCUCUAUGUUUAGUUAUGUACAUUUUUACAAUGUGUGUAGUUUGUAUUCACAAUGAAUAAUGAAGGCCUGUUUGAACCAGCAUUGUCCAAUUUUGUUGAUCCAUCAACAACACUGGAUGGUGUUUUCUGGGACAACGAUACUUGACUAGUUUGUGCUGGCCAAUAUCAUGUGCUUUGCAGUGAUGUAUAUUAUUUCUUCAGCAUGACUAAUUAUAACCCUGAUUUACACUAUCAAAGUUUCUGUGAUCACAGUAGGAAUUUUGCAUUUUAACAGUGAUUCGGUUCCCUCAAAUAUUUCUUACAAAUCCUUCAAAACUUAGAAUUUACCGAUGCAAAAUUCCUGUUGUGAUCACAGAAACUUUGAUAGUGUAAACCAGGUUAUUGAUGCAUCUUUGUGUUUGAUACAAUAAUCUUGUAUACCCCUAGGAUAUCUUACAGUACACUACAUACCAUACACAUCAGGCAACACAGCAACCCCUGCCGCAGCUCGGCAUGUCUCCAUCUGCAAUACCUCCUCCCAUUUGUUAUUUUUGGGGUCAAAUAUUUCAACUGUACUCAAGUAGGAGGGACCAUCAAUCCCCCCGAUUGCAUAGAGCUGGCUCCCGUAGUUUACCAUACAUACCCCAUCCCGACAAGAGUUCAUUGCCGCGACCUCUUGCCAAGCAUUCAUUCGAGGUUCAAACAUCUCCACUAAACUUAAUCUGGAAAUCCCAUCAAAGCCACCUUCA